Molecule: messenger RNA, 1172 nt
Organism: Aspergillus caelatus
Lineage: Eukaryota; Fungi; Ascomycota; Eurotiomycetes; Eurotiales; Aspergillaceae
Exons: 2
Coding region: 322-1134 (270 amino acids)
Source: RefSeq, a predicted model, not a curated record
GGCGAAGCUGCUGUGGCGCAGUCGCAAUGCCUACAAAAAGCGCAAUGACUCCACGUUCCAAAGCCAAGAUUCCACAUUCUAUUUUGCUCAAGAUUUCGCAUCAUAUGUCUCCGAUCGUUAUUUGCCCAGUGCAGAUCAGUACCCGCUAGUUGCUCGUUGAGCCGCGAGUGGCCCAUCACAUUGGUGUGAAUACGAGAAGCCGAGAAAUGGGGCACAGUGUACCCACCGCUAGUGUACGGGGGGAAAAUAAUAUAAGAUGGAGAGGGCAUCAGUAAAAUUUGGGAAAGGCAUUGUUGUCAUGUUUAGCUGAACAUACUAAUCAUGAUAGUAUUUCAAACGGCACUUUUUUUAUUGUCUAAUCUCUUAGCGGGCCCCGUGGCAGCAUCGAAAUAUGCUACGAGGUUGGACACGACAGCGUCAAACGUCGGCCCGCUCACGACACGCUUUACUCCUCCAGCUUCAUGUUCCGAUAUCCGCACGAGAGUCUUCUACGAAAUUCCAAAGCUCGAAAUGGGAUGUGAAGGGCCCGGGGGGGAUGAGUGUUGCCCUCCUAACUGGCGAGAAGAUGUUUACUAUAGUCCGGGGAUGUGCCCAGCAGGAUACCAAACUUGUACACUACCAACUUCCAAACAACGCCUCGAGACUACUGCCAUGUGCUGUCCGGAUAAUUUCGCCUGUAACGGUCAAGGCCGCUGCACUCGCCCGUUGAACACUAGGGUUCCCCUUACCAUGACCGGCGCCACAACUACCACCACUCGAACGGCAUACGCCAUAACGGCAACCCCCAUCCAAAUCCGCUUUAGAGCCGCCGAAUCGACGAUCGUGCCCAUCCCGACGGCGUCUUUAAAGCUUCCGAGAGGAUAUCUGUACAAGCGCGAAAAAGUGGGUAUCGGUAUUGGAGUUUCGGCUGCCGUUAUUGGAUUUGCGAUUGGUAUAUACUUCUGCUGCUGCUCUGGUAAGAAACGAAGAACGAUGGCUAGGGUACCGACGACUCCUCCGUCAGAGGACAAUAUUACCGCCGACACUCCUGAUGUUCCUCCGCCUGCUUAUCCGGGCCCAAGUGAUGGGUUGGGCACAGCGGCGCCAGUUCCAGGCAGCAUCACUGACAACUGGCCCAUGGGGGGACGGAAGUAGCUCACAGGAUACCUAAAUUGAAGUCUAACACAUAUUUC